Indicator indicator is the source of this 1323-nucleotide messenger RNA. It is a transcript of the gene SNX4, whose product is annotated as sorting nexin 4. Lineage: Eukaryota; Metazoa; Chordata; Aves; Piciformes; Indicatoridae. The transcript has 14 exons. Bases 16 to 1323 code for a protein of 435 amino acids. The record is from RefSeq and is a predicted model, not a curated record. Gene Ontology annotation, biological process: protein transport. Gene Ontology annotation, molecular function: phosphatidylinositol binding.
GAGCCCCUUAUCCCUAUGGAGAGUGCCGAGACCGAACCGAGUGAUAGCCGCCCGGAGGAGGACGGCGUAGCGCCUAGCAGCGGCCUCCCACCUCCGGAGCAGCCCGUACCCACGAUGGAAGACUGUUUGGCAAAAAAAAUGGAGAUCACUGUUUCAGAAGCUGAAAAACGGACUGGGAGGAAUGCCAUGAACAUGCAAGAAACAUACACAGCUUACCUCAUUGAGACAAGAGCUGUUGAGACCCAGAGUGAAGGGCAGUGUGCUCCAGUGGACUCCCUGUGGCGACGUUACAGUGAAUUUGAGUUGUUGAGGAGUUAUUUGUCAGUUACCUAUCCACAUAUUGUUGUUCCACCGUUGCCAGAAAAAAGGGCUGACUUUGUUUGGCAUAAGCUAUCAGCAGAUAAUAUGGAUCCUGAUUUUGUGGAAAGAAGAAGAAUUGGUUUGGAAAACUUCUUGUUACGUGUGGCUUCACAUCCUGUUCUUUGCCAAGACAAAAUCUUUUAUUCAUUUUUAACACAGGAGGCUGGAUGGAAAGAAGUGGUGAAUGAGACUGGAUUUCAAUUAAAGGCAGAUUCCAGAUUAAAAGCUCUUAAUGCAACAUUCAGAGUGAAAAACCCAGACAAGAGAUUUACUGAGCUAAAACACUAUAGCGAUGAACUGCAGUCUGUCAUAUCACACCUUCUGCGAGUCAGAGCUAGGGUAGCAGACCGGCUAUAUGGUGUCUAUAAAGUCCAUGGCAACUAUGGAAGAGUGUUCAGUGAGUGGAGUGCAAUAGAAAAGGAGAUGGGGGAUGGGUUGCAGAGUGCUGGCCACCACAUGGAUGUAUAUGCAGCUUCUAUUGAUGACAUACUGGAAGAAGAGGAACAUUAUGCAGAUCAGCUGAAAGAAUAUCUCUUCUAUGCAGAAGCACUACGGGCAGUUUGCAGGAAACAUGAACUAAUGCAAUAUGACUUGGAAAUGGCUGCACAGGACCUAACAACUAAGAAACAGCAGUGUGAGGAGUUGGCAACAGGAACUGUGAGAACAUUCUCUCUGAAAGGCAUGACCAGCAAGCUCUUUGGGCAGGAAACCCCUGAGCAGAGGGAAGCAAAGAUAAAGGUUCUAGAAGAGCAGAUACAGGAAGGAGAAGAACAACUGAAAUCCAAAAAUCUGGAGGGCAGAGACUUUGUGAAAAGUGCCUGGGCUGACAUCGAGCGGUUCAAAGAGCAGAAGAACCAUGAUCUGAAGGAGGCACUCAUAAGCUACGCGGUUAUGCAGAUCAGCAUGUGCAAAAAGGGAAUUCAAGUUUGGACAAAUGCAAAGGAAUGCUUCAGCAAGAUGUGA